Jaculus jaculus (lesser Egyptian jerboa) is the source of this 2498-nucleotide messenger RNA. It is a transcript of the gene Cracr2a, whose product is annotated as calcium release activated channel regulator 2A. The coding region runs from base 1 to 2193 and encodes 730 amino acids. The record is from RefSeq and is a predicted model, not a curated record. NCBI's taxonomy places the organism in Eukaryota, Metazoa, Chordata, Mammalia, Rodentia, Dipodidae. Gene Ontology annotation, molecular function: calcium ion binding; GTPase activity; GTP binding. The transcript is spliced from 17 exons.
AUGGCUGUGCAUGGUGCAACGGAAGACUCCAGCUUGACGAAGCCAGGCCAGCAGCCAGAGGGCAGCGGAGCCCCCCUGGGGCCGCUGGAUGGCCCAGAGCCCAUGGAGGUGGAGGAGCAGGCUCCAGACCAGCAAGCCGUGUGGAGGAAGGCCCAGGAGUUUUUCCAGACCUGUGACACUGAGGGCAAGGGCUUCAUUGCUAGGACAGACAUGCAGAGGCUGCGGAAGGAGCUGUCCCUCAGCCUGGAGGACCUGGAAGACGUGUUCGAUGCCCUGGACGCUGACGGCAAUGGUUUCCUGACCCCGCACGAGUUCACCGUUGGAUUUAGCCACUUCUUCUUCAGCCAGAGUAACCUGGGUUCCAAAGACGCAGGGGAGCAGGUGGCGCGGCUCCAGGAGGAGGAGGUGUACCAGUCCAGAGCGGGCGAGGACCCGCGAGACCCCGACCCCGACGAGGAAGCCCAGUUCCAGAUGCUCAUGGACAAACUGGGAGCCCAGAAGGUUUUGGAAGAUGAAAGCGACGUCAGGCGGCUCUGGUUACAGCUGAAGGAGGAUGAGCCUCACUUACUGUCCCACUUCGAAGACCUCCUCACCACCAUCUUUUCUCGGCUCCAAGAAGCCCACGAGGAGAAGAAGGAACUGGAGUACGCCCUUAAAAAGAAAAUCGCUGCUUACGAUGAAGAGAUCCAGCAUCUCUAUGAGGAGAUGGAACAGCAAAUGAAAAAUGAGAGAGAGCAGUUUCUUCUGAAAGACACAGAGAGAUUCCAGGCCCGCAGUCAGGAGCUGGAAAGCAAGCUGAUGGCCAAGGAGCAAGAGCUGGAGCGGCUCAACCAGAAGCAGAGGAGGCUGGAGGGCCAGUGCGCAGCCCUGCACAGCGACAAGCAUGAGACCAAGGCUGAGAACAGCAAGCUGCGAGUCACCAACCAGGAGCUGGCCCGGGAGCUGGAGCGCACCUGCGGCGAGCUCCAGGAGGCGCAGCGGCAGCUGGAGAGUCUGCAGCGGGAGGCCUGCGAGUUGCAACAGGAGAAGGAGCUGGAAGUGUACCGGGUGACAGAGAGCCUGCAGCGAGAGAAGUGCGGCCUGUUGAAGCAGCUGGAUUUCCUGAGGGAAAGGAACAAACACCUUCGGGACGAACGAGACAUAAGUUUUCAGAAAGAUAGAGCGGCCAAGGCAAGCACAGCGGCCUCCAAGGCGAGCUGGAAGCAGAGAUCUGGCUCGGUGAUCGGCAAAUACGUGGACGGCAGAGGGGUUCUGGGAAGCCAGUCAGAGGAGGAGGAAGAUGUGUUUGGUGUCCAGAGGAGAAGAAGCUCCCUCGGCCUGAGCGGGUAUCCCCCGAGCGAAGAGGAACUGGGCACUGUAGAGCCAGGGGCUGGGGGCCCACCCCGGCGGGCGCUCCGUAGAAUCAUCUCCAUCGAGGAGGACCCCCUCCCCCAGCUCCUGGACAGUAGCUCGGGCCAGCCGCUGAGCAGGUGCCCAGAAGAAGAAGAGGAGGAGGUCUCUGACCGGGGGACACAAGGGCAAAGCCCAGAAGCCGCAGCCACCUUGGAAGUCACCCCCACGUCUCCCCGGGGGCAGCCCGUUGGCAAAGAAGCCUUUGGUAAGGAGGAGAGCCCUCUGGCGACCCCAGACAGACUCUUCAAGGUUGUGUUUGUGGGCGACUCCGCGGUGGGAAAGACGUCCUUUCUGCAGAGGCUCUGCGAGGAUCGCUUCUCUACAAGCAUGGCAGCCACUGUGGGCAUCGAUUACCGCGUGAAGACCAUCACCGUGGAUGGCUCCCGGGUGGCCUUGCAGCUGUGGGACACAGCUGGACAGGAGAGGUACCGCUGUGUCACCCAGCAGUUCUUCAGGAAGGCCGACGGUGUGGUCGUCAUGUACGACCUUACAGCCAAACAGUCUUUCCUGUCAAUCCGGCAGUGGCUGAGCAGCGUGGAGGAAGCUGUGGGAGACCGCGUUCCUGUGCUUCUGCUGGGCAAUAAACUUGACAAGGAGCAGGAGCGGGAAGUCCCGCGGGGUCUCGGGGAGCAGCUUGCCAAGGAGAACAGUCUCAUCUUCUAUGAAUGCAGUGCUCACUCCGGUCACAACACGAAAGAGUCCCUCCUUCACCUGGCCAGGUUCCUCAAGGAGCAGGAAGACACAGCAAGGGUGGACACCGUCCAGAUUGCGCCCCCCUCCAAGAAGUCCUGCUGUGGCUGACGGGACACCUUCAGCCACUGGCUGUGCCCAAACCCAGGGUCACGGGAUUAUUCUGCUCAAGAGGUCAAGCUCCCCCUCAACCUGGCCCCUUGUUGGUGACUCGACACCCCCCCCCCGCCCCCCAGCAGAAGGAAGCAUUUAGUCAGGAAGGAUGGUCUUCCAGGAGCUUGGAAUCUGGUCCUCCCUUUCCUCUCCUACAACCCAAAUACUCACUUCUCUUUUCCUUCACCUCCAGCUUUAUUCCCUAAAGAGAAGAAGCAAAUGGGUCUCUCCAGAAAAAAAAAAAAAAAAAAAAAAAAAAAAAA